CGUUUUCCAAUUCACACCGAUUCAGUGGCAGGCAUUUGUUAAUAACUAAACGAACUAAAAUUUACUGCAAUUGGCAAUUUUGGGACGACAAAUUUAAAGUGCAAAAUCAACAACAACCACUCCGAUCCCGUUUAAGUCUUCAUCAGAUGCUGACACGGACUUGCUGCUACAGUCAUCAUUCGCGAUGCCAGCCAACAGCACCAGCAGCAGCAGCAAAGCCAUGAAUCUAACUGGAAUAGAAGGAGUCGACUCCAAAGCGGAAUCCUACAGCGUGGCUGCCAAUGCGUUGCACAGUCAAUUUAAGAUCAAGCAACAAUUAAAGCAACAUCAGCAACUGGAAGCAGCAAAGCCGAAGGAGCUACAAAGCCAUCGACAUCAUCAGCAGCAGUUGCAGCAGCAGCAGCAGCAGCAGCAGCAGCAAUCACAAUUGAGUUUGUUUAGCGAUAAUCUGUCCAUAUCCAUGUCCAAAUCGAAUCUAAAUAAUGGCAGCAUGGCAUCGAUUAGAAGCGAACAACAGCUGUGUCAGCUCUACAACUCACAUCAGCAUUCCGAUUAUAUCAUUUCGGACUAUAUGGAUAAAAUUGCGACUCGAAUCAGUCUGCUAGAGACUGAGCUGAAAUUUGCAUGGCGUGCUCUAGAUUUGCUGUCGAAUGAGUAUGGCAAGAUUUGGACAAGAUUAGAGAAAUUGGAAAACAUAUCUGUCGAACAGCAAUCCGUAGUUGGAAAUCUAAUGGGCCUAAUUCAAGCCAAGCAACAACAGGAACAGCAGCAGGAAAACAUCCAAAUGCCAUUCGCUACAUUUUUAACGGAAAAUCAACUGUUGCCCAUGGAACUGGAACUGGACGGCAAUAUAGAUAUAUUGAACGAGUCAAAGCCAGAAAAGUCCAACUUUCGUCACAUUUUAGAGGAGUUGAAAGCGAAUCAUGAUGAUCUGUACUUAGAUGAAGCCGGCGCCUACGCCUUAGACAUGGAUAACAACAGCGACAGCACCUAUCUUCAGGAUAGUACUAAGGAGCAGCUGCUGGAUGAGCAUCAGCAGCAACUGGAUGAAUGCGAUUGGCUUGCAAAUGCAGCUGAUAUGAAUCAAAGCCAGAGCGCUGCUCGCGUCCGAUCCCGAGCUAAGCUCUAUUCCGAGUCGGAUCUAUUGAUGUAUGAACAGCAACAAAUAAUGGCAAAUAAUGCUCGAGCCGAAUUACUGCAGGAGUUUCUAAAUGGCCAACGCGUGCUGGAGCAAGUGGCUGCAUCGGCAUCAGCAUCGGCGUCGGCAUCGAUUACUGGGAGUCUGCGCAAUAUACAGUGUUCUAAGAGAUCGUCACAGGAAAUGUUAGCCGACACCUCCAAUGAGCUCGAUCAGCUCGUGGAUGACGUGAAGUUUUUUCGUUUAACAGCCGUUAAAACCGGUCAAGGGGGGAACGAGAUAGUACCCAUAGAAGACACCGGGGGUACGACCUCGACGAUCGAUUGUCAAAUCAAUGAAAAUUUCUACAAGAACUUAAAUGAAGCAUAUCGCGACAACAACAUGGCCACGGAAAUAUGCAAUGUGGAGCGUCUGCUUCAGCAGUCUGAAAUAGCUCACGAGUCCUUGACUAAUGAGCAGUCAGCAGUUUCGUUAAUGAUAACCGAGAAUGCCAAGAAUCUCAGUAUAGAAACAACGGAGACAACUACAUUUAAGGGCAAGGAAUUGAGAAAGCAUCGGAAGAAGAAACAUCAUAAAAACGAAAUGGAUAUGAUAAACAAUUUGAAGCAUAUACUAGCCCAAGCAUCCAGUACUGCGGAAAAGAUACCUGAUUCAAGUAUAGCCUAUAGCAAGACAGAGUUCGCUUCAGAUAGAGAUUUUGGAAGUACAACUAUUUUGUCGUCUUCGGAAGACACGAGUCAAGAGAGUAUCGCCGUCUUAGAUGCCAUGACUGAUGUUAUAAUAAGGGAAAUAAAUAAAAUAGGCGAUCUACAAUCAUUAUCAGGAUCUCAAAUUCUUAAGCUAAGACAAACAAUCAGAGCUGAGCAAACUUUCUUUGAGAAAUUGAAUCAAGUGGAUAAAAAUCUAACGCUUCUUCUCCUUAACCCCGUCACCAUGGCCGAAGAGCUGAGACGUUUGCGGGUCAUGGAAGUCGAUGAAAAGUUCGAGCUUGUGAUGAAGAAGUUCGAUAAAAAUAUAGAUACCUUAAAGAAAUUAGUUGGCAAUUCAUUUGAGCAAUAUAAAAUAGAAAAGAACUCACAUUUAAAUUCCAAUUCCAAUUCUAAUUGCACUGCAAAAUCCAAUACCAAAUCAAAGUCUAUUUCAAAUUUAAAUAUUAAUAAAAAUAGUUGCACUUCACAGACUUCAGCUUCUUCAAAUGAAUAUAGCGCCCAUUUGUUACGUAAUAAUUCUGAUUUAGAUGAACAGCUGAAGUUGUUGGAGACCCAGGAAAUAGAAAUAAAUCGUAAAAAAAACAUUGAUAAAAUUACAAAAAUUCGUGAAUUGGAAUUGAAAGCGGACAAGAACGGAGAACUUUUAAUCUCGAGUCCCAGUCAAGACCAACAGCAGAAGCAGCAUCAGAAGAAUUUUAGUUUUGCUGAGCAGCCUUUAAGGAGUAUUUAUAACCAGGAUGAGUACAUAAGAUCACUAAAGAAAAGCCUCGAAAGGCAUAAUAGCAUGUUGUUCCUAUUACAUCUACAAAAUCCGGAUAAGCAUAAAGAAGUCGCUACCACAGACUUGGAUGAUAUACUGCUGGGACCAAGCGGCUCAAGUCCGCCCCCACCAGCGCCCAAUGAUAAUGUCUUUGACCACAUAUUGGACAUAGCUGGUGUCAAUACCUUUGCCCAACAGCUGCUGAAGCCCCAUCAGCAGUCGCAGUUGCAACAACAAGCUAAAUCUGACUCUGGGCUGUCGUCGAUGAGUGGCUGGUCGCCAAGUUCGAAUGACAAUAUCAAUUUCAGCAAACGCAAUGAUAUGACCAUGGAAAUGAUGCAGAUGAUGAUAGCGCUGCAGUCGAGUGACAACAUCGAACUGGAUCAAUCGAGUAAAGUUAACAACAUUGAUGUGGAUUCAAAUGUCGAUUUGAACAUGUAUCAUCAGCCUAAAUCGGAUAAUGAAUAUAUGCUCAACGAGGAGAACCUCAACUAUAUACAUGAGUUAUCGAAGAAUAUUCCAAUUUGUUCAGCGUAUGAAAAUAAAUCAAUGUUCGCCGAAUCAAAUCCAAACGACAAUGAAACAAUUGCUACAAUUGAUGAAAUGCUUACAUGGGAUCAACGACAACUUCAGCCCAACAACAGAACAACUCAACGAUUUUCGGACAACAACAAUAUGAAUGCACGUUCUUCAAGCAUGAGGCCCUACAUAAUGCCUGAUAUUUUGAAGAACGAAUUAUCGCAGAAUUUGGAAAAAUCAUCGACAUCGACAGUGAUAUCGAUACCGAUAUCACAGAACUCUGGCAAUAUGGAAACGGAUAUUGAUCAAACGCCGCGACGUCACGCUCUCUUAACAGAUCGUCUCGUCUACUAUCCCACAUUCAAUGGCAUCGCUGACUACAACAGCAGCAAUAAUCUGGAUUAUUUGGGACUCGGCCACCAGCCCAACCAUCAUGCGUCAUCAUCACCAUCGUCUUUGCAUAUCAGCCAACAUCAGCAGGCAACCUCAAAGAAAUUAGCGGACUCUCAAACGCAUCCUUUGCAACGAUCUAGCCAAUCGUCUGGCAAAAAUAUUGAAUCGAAACCACCCAAAGUCUGGAAUAAGUUGGCCAAUCUAUUGCCGGACAAUCUAAAACUGAAGCGCUAUACCAGAUACAAACGGUCUCAGUCGCUGCCUGGCUGCGAUGCCGUUGUUGGUCAGCAAAGGUCACAAAUGCAGGUUCGUGGUCAGGCUGGUUCGUAUCCGUUUGCCAAAACAUCUGCCUCUGCCACUGCUUCAAUCAAUCCAAUGCGAAGGCAUCAGAAUGACCUAACCAGGCGCAUACAGAAAUUACCAAUGCGCAUUAUGCAACGGGAAGCUGAAUCAAGUGCCUAUGCUAAUACUAAGCAAAAGAAGCGUUCGUUCUCCAAUAAAAUGAAUAGGAUAAUGCAGAAGGCGAAGUCAUAUAAACGGCACAGCUUUAACUUGCGCCACGGAUCUAGCAUUUCAGACACCGAAUUAGAUAAUACAAAUUUUACAGCUUCCGAGGAGGAGUCAACUAAUAGCGAAUUUGAGGUCACCAGACAUACGGACAAUGAUUAUGAUGAUGAUGAUGGGGAUGGGGAUGGGGAUGGGGAUGGGGACGGGGACGGGGAGCAUGACCACGGUUGGCAUAGCGCCUUUCCAACUCAAAAUGGACGGCAUGAGUCAUACAUUGAGAAUAACAAUACCGAUGCUCGGGUCAAACAGGAUAAUAAUCUAUUUGCUGUUGUCGGGGACCUAAAAAGGAAUUCUCUUAUAUCAGCUGAUGAGCAGCACUUGCAGAAUUUAAACAGCAUUGAGCGCCCUCAUGAUGACAAUUUAGAGGAGAAUAUGGCAAAUGUCAAUGCUCAAGCAAUAAUGAAAGUUAGAGAUGAUGAUGGUGUUGCUGCUGCUGUUUCAGCUAUUUCAUCAACUUCUGCUGAUGUCUCAGUGCCUACCCUACAUAUUGCCUCAGCUGUUGCUCCAGCUUACCCCCUCGACCUUUCUUUAGAUGUUGCUUCGGAGAACAUCAACAAUUGCUUGCAGGCCACUUGUGAGCCGAAAGUAUUUAACGUACCCUCUCUUAUGGUGGCAAUCACGUCGUCGGAUACUACGGAACCCAUUCAUUGCACAGUAAUUAUGGCACAAUUGAGUGAGCAGCAUAAUAUUCAUCAUCAACAGCAACAGCCUCAUCAUUUGCAAUCGUUAGACAUACCAAACAUUCUCAAUUAUGGCUCAAGAGAGGACGAUGACAAUCGCAGUCAACAUUCCGGGCGAACCUUGUCCUCGUCACGUCGCCAGAGCACGGAGGAUAGCAUUGACACAGAUGACGAAUAUUUCUGCUAUGAGCUGCGACAAUUGGAGGAGCUCGAAGCUGAAGCUUUGGCAAAAGCCGACGCAGAGCAAAACAGUUACGUAAAGCAUUCUGACAACGAAGUGCUCUUCUCACAGAUAGGUCAGUUGGCGAUGAGUGAUAGCAUCUAUUGUACAGGAGAUACGGAAGUUGACUAUGCGCCAGAUGAAACGGUUAAGCAAAGGAUGUUUGAGGUGUUGAACGAGCUUAGAUGCGUUGUUCAACUGCAGCCGGCAGAUACAGAUGGUCGACCCACAAAACCUGAUGAUUUCGAACUAUUGGGCAAACAGAAACAAAAAAAGUUGGUUCAAGUCUCGGAUAUGCACAGCGCUUGGCAGGAUGUUAAUACUGAGUACCAGCUGCCUAGCAGCUCCAACUCGCCAGAGGCAGUUCUAGCAGCAUUACCAGCAUUACCAGAAACACAACUCAAUAAAAAAAAAAGACGAAAAGGCGAAAGGUCAAAAGUUACAAAUCAAAGACAAGACGAGUUGCCAUGGACAUCCAGUUCAUCCUACUCAUCAAGCGACGAUGAAUACGAUUACGAAUACAAACAAAAACAAAGGUCGAAUCCUCCUCCUACGGAUCUACAGCUUGAUAAUGAUCAGGCGAUCGAAUCAUCCAGUGCUACAUCCGGUCCAGAUACGCCAGCGGCUCUCAGUGAUGAAAUGGAUGAGAAUUUGGUUGAAAAUGGAAUUAGAAAUGCCUGCGAGCCUGUUACUGAUGGAGACAUGGAGCAGAUCGCUGUUGCGGAAAAAGAUUCUGUGCUCGCAGUUGAGCUAGAAGAAACCUCCGACUUAAACGACUUACACAAGAGCUUAGUGAAUGCAGGAGCUGAGAGUAAUUGUCAGCAAAAUGUCUCGCCUCAUAAGCUAAUUUGUUUAGACUCGAGUCUCGAUGGAUCUCAGGUGGGUGCCCCAAAUAGCGCUGGGGCCAACUUGGGCACCAGCAAAUGGAAGUUGUUGAAAACUUUGAAAGAGCGUAAGAUCGAGGAGAAAAACAAUCAGGAUAAAAUGAAGGAAGAAGAAAUGGCUAAAGACAAGGAGAAGAAUGGGACCGGCACAGGUGACGUGGGCCUACGCUCCAAUGGACAUCCGAGCGAUAAUCCUUUCUACAGCAAUAUUGACAGUAUGCCGGACAUACGACCACGGCGUAAAUCCAUUCCCCUUGUUUCUGAGCUGGUGCUCAAGACAAUGGCAGCCACUAAACGCAAUGCUGGACUCACAUCAGCCGUGCCCCGAGCAACGCUCAAUGAUGAAGAACUGAAAAUGCAUGUCUAUAAGAAGGCACUGCAGGCGCUCAUAUAUCCAAUAUCUUCGACGACUCCGCACAAUUUUGUAUUAUGGACGGCUACCUCGCCUACGUAUUGCUACGAGUGCGAGGGCUUAUUGUGGGGCAUCGCCAGGCAGGGAGUGAGGUGCACGGAAUGCGGGGUCAAGUGCCACGAGAAGUGCAAGGACUUAUUGAACGCCGAUUGUCUGCAGCGUGCCGCUGAGAAGAGCUCCAAGCAUGGUGCUGAGGACAAGGCCAAUUCGAUCAUUACAGCAAUGAAGGAUCGCAUGAAGCAACGUGAGCGCGAAAAGCCGGAAAUAUUUGAAUUGAUCAGAGCCGUGUUCAGCAUUGAGGAGAAGAGCCAUACUGGCCAUAUGAAGGCUGUGAAGCAGAGCGUCCUGGAUGGAACCAGUAAAUGGUCAGCGAAGAUCGCAAUCACAGUGAUUUGUGCUCAAGGCCUGAUAGCGAAGGAUAAAAGCGGUACGAGUGAUCCAUAUGUGACGGUGCAAGUGAGCAAGGUGAAAAAGCGAACACGCACAAUGCCCCAGGAGCUAAACCCUGUGUGGAACGAGAAGUUUCACUUCGAAUGCCACAACUCAUCAGAUCGUAUAAAAGUUCGGGUCUGGGAUGAGGAUAACGAUCUGAAGUCAAAAUUGCGACAGAAGUUGACCCGGGAAUCGGAUGACUUCCUUGGCCAAACGAUAAUCGAGGUACGAACUCUAUCCGGCGAAAUGGACGUCUGGUAUAACUUAGAGAAACGCACUGACAAGUCGGCCGUGUCGGGUGCUAUACGACUCCAUAUUUCGGUUGAAAUAAAGGGUGAGGAGAAGGUUGCACCUUAUCAUGUCCAAUACACCUGCUUGCACGAGAAUCUUUUUCACUACCUGUGUGAGGAAAAUAUCGGCAUGGUAAAGCUACCCACCCAAAAAGGGGACGAUGCAUGGAAGCUGUACUUUGAUGAAAUUCCUGAAGAGAUUGUUGAUGAGUUCUCAAUGCGUUAUGGUAUCGAAAACAUAUAUCAAGCAAUGACUCAUUUUCAUUGCCUUUCCGCUAAAUAUCUCUGUCCGGGAGUUCCAGCCGUAAUGAGUACCCUCUUGGCUAAUAUUAAUGCAUAUUAUGCCCACACGACUGCCUCUUCUGCUGUUUCAGCCAGCGAUCGCUUUGCAGCGAGCAACUUUGGAAAAGAAAAAUUUGUCAAAUUACUUGAUCAACUGCAUAAUUCGCUAAGGAUUGAUCUGUCGAUGUAUCGAAAUAACUUUCCGGCUUCAAGUCAAGAAAAACUAAUGGAUCUCAAGUCAACAGUAGAUCUCUUAACCAGUAUUACAUUUUUCCGGAUGAAGGUACAAGAGCUGUCAAGUCCUCCAAGAGCAAGUACAGUUGUCAAGGAUUGCGUAAAAGCUUGUCUUAGAUCCACCUAUCAAUUCCUUUUUGAGAACUGCUACGAGCUUUACAAUAGGGAGUUUCAGGUGGAUCCAAACGAAGCGAAACGUGAUACUGAUGACCAUGGCCCAAAACUAGAUAGCGUUGACUUCUGGCAUAAGCUAAUUGCAUUGAUUGUGUCUGUUAUCGAUGAAGACAAAAAUAGUUAUGGGACAGUGCUUAAUCAAUUCCCCCAGGAAUUGAACAUUGGACAGCUAUCGGCAGCUACCAUGUGGGGCCUUUUCGCCGUAGACAUGAAGUACGCGCUUGAAGAGCAUGAGCAGCAUCGGCUUUGCAAGUCAUCUGCUUACAUGAACUUGCACUUUCGUGUCAAAUGGCUAUAUAGUAACUAUGUUAAGGAAGUACCACCCUAUAAAGGAGCUGUACCGGAGUAUCCAGCCUGGUUUGAGCCAUUCGUCAUGCAAUGGCUAAAUGAGAACGAUGAUGUCUCGUUAGAGUACCUUCAUGGCGCAUUUAAUCGUGACAAAAAGGACGGGUUCCAAAAGAGUAGCGAACAUGCGUUGUUCUCGAAUUCUGUAGUCGACGUUUUCACACAACUGACGCAAUGCUUCGAUGUUGUUAGCAAGCUCGAGUGUCCAGAUCCAGAAAUUUGGAAACGUUACAUGAGGCGUUUUGCUAAAACAAUCGUUAAAGUGCUAAUUGCCUAUGCUGAUAUUGUGAAAAUGGAGUUUCCAGAGCAUAUGAGGGAUGAAAGAAUUGCCUGCAUUCUAAUGAACAACAUACAACAGUUAAGGGUCCAAUUGGAGAAGAUGUUCGAGUCGAUGGGUGGAGAUAAGCUGGAGGAGGACGCAGCCAACAUUUUGAAGGAACUGCAGCAGAAUUUAAACUCGGCCCUUGAUGAUUUGGCUUCACUGUUUGCAAUAAGCUUGGAGCCACGUAUAACCCAAUCGGUGCGAGAGCUUGGCGACAUGCUUCUUUCGAUCAAGGGAGGCAGCGGCAACCUCACAGCCGUCAAUCAGACAGUCCAACGGAACGCAGUGGCUGUGGAAGCCGAUGAUGUGCUGAGACCUCUAAUGGAUUUGCUGGAUGGAUCUCUGACUUUGUAUGCCCAGUCGUGCGAAAAGACAGUGCUCAAGCGUUUGCUCAAGGAACUUUGGAAAAUAGUUAUGCGAAUUUUGGAAAAGACCAUUGUACUGCCACCAAUGACUGACAAAACGAUGAUGUUCAAGCACUUAACGGACAAUGCAAAGAAUCUGGCUUCAAACGCCAAAAUAGAAGACAUGGGACGUUUGUUCAAGUCGCAUAUGGCGGGCAAACAGGAUGUUAAAAGUGCUCUUAGCGGCGUUAUGGAUAUAUCAAAGGAGGUCGAGAAGAACCUAUCCCCCAAACAAUGUGCCGUACUCGAUGUGGCCUUAGAUACAAUUAAACAAUACUUCCAUGCCGGUGGCAAUGGACUCAAGAAGACAUUUCUAGAAAAGUCUUCGGAGUUACAGAGUUUGCGAUAUGCCCUUAGCUUGUAUACACAAAUGACAGACACUCUAAUUAAGACCUUCAUUUCGAGUCAGGUGCACGAAGUUGAUCCGGAGAACUCGGAAGAAAGCGUUGGUGAAAUAUCCGUGCAAAUAGAUCUUUUCUCACACCCGGGCACUGGCGAGCACAAAGUGAACGUUAAAGUCGUGGCUGCCAAUGAUCUGAAGUGGCAAAUACCGUCAGGCAUGUUCAGACCAUUCGUGGAGAUAAAUCUUAUUGGACCUCAUCUUCAGGACAAGAAGCGGAAAUUUGCGACCAAAUCAAAGUCAAAUAACUGGUCUCCCAAGUACAACGAAUCCUUCAGCUUCACCAUUGGCAAUGAAGAGCAGCUGGAUUUUUUCGAGCUUCACAUUUGCGUUAAGGACUAUUGCUUUGCCCGGGACGAUCGCCUUGUGGGAGUCGCAGUGAUACCAUUGAAAGAUAUAUCAGAAAAGGGAUCAGUUGCGUGUUGGCUACCUUUGCAGCGUCGCAUCGAAAUGGAUGAGACAGGUUGGACUAUUUUGCGUAUACUUUCACAGCGAAAUAACGAUGAAGUGGCCAAGGAAUUUGUCAAACUCAAAUCAGAGAUACGUCAGGAGCCGACAAUGGGUACUUAAAUGGACUGGAUGGAUGGAUCUCCACACACACCACAGCCCCCACAGCCCCACGUACACACACUCACUCACGCAGAUUCCGUAUACAAUAUAUACAUUAUUUUAAGCAUCUAUAUAUAUAUGUUUUUUUAGUAGCAUUAUCCCUACAUAAUUAAAAUACAUAUACAGUACAAGAAAUACGACAAGAACAUAUAUAGGUGUGUAUCUAAUUUGUAAUCUAGUUUCAAUGAUAUUAUUUUGAAAGGCACGAGUGGCUAGAUCAUACAUAAAUAUAUACAUAUAUGCCAAUGUUAUACACGUGUAUAUAUUUGUAUGUGUAUGUGUGUUUGUUAUUAAAUGAACAUGA
Drosophila hydei is the source of this 10079-nucleotide messenger RNA. It is a transcript of the gene unc-13, whose product is annotated as protein unc-13 homolog A. NCBI's taxonomy places the organism in Eukaryota, Metazoa, Arthropoda, Insecta, Diptera, Drosophilidae. Gene Ontology annotation, cellular component: synaptic vesicle membrane; plasma membrane; terminal bouton. The record is from RefSeq and is a predicted model, not a curated record. The transcript has 24 exons. Bases 185 to 9736 code for a protein of 3183 amino acids. Gene Ontology annotation, molecular function: diacylglycerol binding; calcium ion binding; calmodulin binding. Gene Ontology annotation, biological process: synaptic transmission, glutamatergic; neuromuscular junction development; synaptic vesicle maturation.